CGUGGUGAUUCAACCUUGGUCUUGAAUACCCAGCUGAAGAUUUGCAUUGAGGCUGCAGAAAAGAAAGAAUUGGCAGAAUGGCAAAUUCUCAGCAACAGACUUUUUACAAACCAUCCGCAAUUACUCAAAUCACGGGGGGCUUGAAGGAAGGGAAGACUGUUAUCAUAAUUGGACGGAUUUCGGCAAAUGCUAAUACAUCAAAUAUCAGCCUUAAGGAUGGUACUCAUCCUGCUGCUAGUACUGCUCUGUGCAUUAGCUGUGAGAAUGACCAACAACGUAUAGUGUACAAGACCUUCAGAAACGAUAGCUGGGACUCAGAUCAACCCACUUCUAAGUCUCCUCUCCUCCAAGACCAACUGUUCAUCAUCAAGAUCCUUGUCACCACACAGGCAUAUAAGAUAAGUGCCAAUGGGGAAGACUUAAUGGUCUAUAAUCACCGUAUUCCAUUCACUCAAAUGAACACCAUCUCAGUGGAGGGAAUGGAGCUGGAUUUCAUUGGCCAUCUGAAUCUUGUGGUGGCAUCAUACAAAAAAGAACUGAUGGAUGGACUAAAGCCUGGAAAAGUCAUUGUAAUUUAUGGAAUUGUUAACUCUGACUGUAAAAGGAUGGAGAUUAAUCUGCGUCACAGGUAUGGGAUAGCAUUUCACUACCUAUGCCGUUUUGAGGAGGAUGCAGUUGUUCGCAAUACCUGGCGGGACGGGGCUUGGGGGGUAGAAGAAAAGAGUCAAGACAUCCCUUUUAAAAAUGGAGAGUUCUUUGAGAUCAAAAUCACCUGCAACGUAGAGCAGUAUGGUGUGUCAGUGAACGGCCAGCAAGUACACACUUAUAAGCAUCGCUUUACUAAUCUGGAUGACAUCGAUGUUGUUGAAGUUUGUGGAGGUCUAGAGUUGUUUUCUCUGGAAGCCAAGGAUCCAUAGGAAGGGCAUAUUUAAAACUUCCACAAAUAAGUUCAUAUUUUAUGCUUAAAACUACUUUUUUUUUGUUCCUUUAUUUUGUUCAACUGGUCAAAUAGCUUCUGCUGGUGAUAACACAUGCACAUACAUUUCUUUUCUGCCACUAUAUUAACUAUUGUGAAGUUUACAGGUGCUGUAAGUGAUUGUUGCACACGCAAUGUCUCAGCUUCCAGACUGAUAUGUGACCAAGGACCACAAAACCAGUCAUAAGGGUCAAUUUAUGGAAAUUGGGAUUUAUGCAUCAGCUGAAAGCUGGAUAAAUAAUCUUUCCAUUGAUGUAUGGUUUGUUAGGAUCAGACAAUAUUUGGCUGAAUUACAACUAUUUGAAAAUCUGGAAUCUGAGGGUGCAAAAAAA
This is a messenger RNA of Cyprinus carpio (common carp), 1308 nucleotides long. Its product is annotated as galectin-8-like. Gene Ontology annotation, molecular function: carbohydrate binding. The record is from RefSeq and is a predicted model, not a curated record. Lineage: Eukaryota; Metazoa; Chordata; Actinopteri; Cypriniformes; Cyprinidae.